Messenger RNA from Neurospora tetraspora, 1288 nucleotides. Its product is annotated as glycosyl hydrolase family 61-domain-containing protein. The transcript is spliced from 3 exons. Lineage: Eukaryota; Fungi; Ascomycota; Sordariomycetes; Sordariales; Sordariaceae. The record is from RefSeq and is a predicted model, not a curated record. Bases 208 to 1185 code for a protein of 325 amino acids.
UCCUUAACCACCACCCGGCAACUUCUCAUUUGCCCCUUUCCAUAUCUGGUACCCAGUUGGAUCUAUCAUUCCGGGUCGGCACCUGAUCAAAGGUGCUCUCGGCUGUAAUUACUUUCCCACGGCAGCCGUAGUAUGCGGGCAUCACCAAACCUUGGUCGUUAGAUCCUACCUACCGAAACAAAAGCCAAGACAAUCCCGAUAUCUUUGAUGUCACUUUCUCGCACAUACCUAGUUAUCCGUUCACAAAUCAUGCCCGACAUGAUACCGCUUCUCUUAGCAGCCCUCUUGGCGACGCGGUUCUCCGGGCCGGCCCUCGUCUCGGCCCACGGCGGACUGGCUAACUACACCGUCGGUGAUGUUUGGUAUCCGGGCUACGACCCAAACUCCCCUCUCGGCCCUCUCCAACUCUCCCAAAUCGGCAUCCCCCAACGCUCCUACUCCUCCAUCGACCCGCUCUUCUCCCCCACCUCCCCCUUUUUGGCAUGCAACACCCCCGGCCUCUCUCCCCCCAACUCUCCCCAGCAUUACAUCUCUCUCGCCCCCGGCUCCAAGCUCACAGCCAUCUACUACUACUGGCUGCACCCCGUCGGUCCCAUGUCGGUGUGGUUAUCCGCUCCCUGCCCAAACGACGACUGUACGGCUGUCAAGUUAGAGGAGGUGAGGUGGUUCAAGAUCUGGGAGGCAGGGUUGUUAAGUGGGCCGAAUCUGGCUGAGGGAAUGUGGUUUCAGAAGCAGUUUCAGAACAUAAAGUGGGAUGGGGACGCAUAUGGGGAGAAUCGGUGGGAGGUGGUGAUUCCAAGGGGGGUGAAAGAGGGGAGGUAUAUUGUUCGACAUGAGAUUUUGAGCUUGCAUGUGGCGGGGAGGCCGCAGUGGUAUGUUGAGUGUGGGCAUUUGGAUUUGAGGAGGGGGACAACAAAAGGGGAGAGGGUGAAGGUUGGGGGAGGGAAAGGGGAGGUGGGUAUAAAGGGGGAGGAAGAGGGAGAGGGAGAAGGAGAAGGAGAAGGAGAAGGAGUGUUGCCGCCGGAGGAGUAUUGGGUUAGGUUUCCGGGGGCUUAUAGGGAGGAUGAUCCGGAUAUCUUCAUUGAUGUGUACUCGGAGGAGAAUGCGAAUAGGACGGUGAGUGGUGAAUUCUUUAUAGCUGGUAUCACCGAAACCGUCGGUGAAGCUGACCCAGAUAUCGAAUGAACAGGAAUACAUUGUCCCCGGACCGAGGAUAUGGCCUGGGUAUGUCUUUCCAAUACUCAGUACCUUUGUUCUACCGCUUGAACCUGGUCCUGAACAGAGAGCU